GACACCCUAGAUCCCAAGAUCUCCAAGGAUUUGGUGGCAUACCCACUCCAGCACACAGAAGCAUGAGGUUCAUGACUCUCCUCUUCCUGACAGCUCUGGCAGGAGCCCUGGUCUGUGCCUAUGAUCCAGAGGCCGCCUCUGCCCCAGGAUCGGGGAACCCUUGCCAUGAAGCAUCAGCAGCUCAAAAGGAAAAUGCAGGUGAAGACCCAGGGUUAGCCAGACAGGCACCAAAGCCAAGGAAGCAGAGAUCCAGCCUUCUGGAAAAAGGCCUAGACGGAGCAAAAAAAGCUGUGGGGGGACUCGGAAAACUAGGAAAAGAUGCAGUCGAAGAUCUAGAAAGCGUGGGUAAAGGUGGGGAAGAGAGGUUGGUCUUUGGGGCUCCUGUGAAUCUAACCUCCAUCCCUCUGACUUCUGUGAGCCGUCCAUGACGUUAAAGACGUCCUUGACUCAGUACUAUAGCUGUAAGGAGAAGCUGAGAAAUGAUACCCAGGAGCAGCAGGCUUUACGUCUUCAGCCUAAAACCUAAAAAAAAAAAAAAAAAAAAAAAUUUAAAACAGCUAUUAAACUGAAAGCAUCUGUAAUA
Molecule: messenger RNA, 583 nt
Organism: Homo sapiens (human)
Lineage: Eukaryota; Metazoa; Chordata; Mammalia; Primates; Hominidae
Gene: DCD
Product: dermcidin
Exons: 6
Coding region: 63-428 (121 amino acids)
Biological process (GO): monoatomic ion transmembrane transport; monoatomic anion transmembrane transport; killing of cells of another organism
Cellular component (GO): membrane; extracellular region
Molecular function (GO): peptidase activity
Source: RefSeq, marked reviewed